This is a messenger RNA of Cryptomeria japonica (Japanese cedar), 2475 nucleotides long. Its product is annotated as protein PECTIC ARABINOGALACTAN SYNTHESIS-RELATED. The record is from RefSeq and is a predicted model, not a curated record. NCBI's taxonomy places the organism in Eukaryota, Viridiplantae, Streptophyta, Pinopsida, Cupressales, Cupressaceae. The transcript has 11 exons. The coding region runs from base 302 to 1948 and encodes 548 amino acids.
UUCGCGACUACGCUGAAAUUGAAGCUAAUAUCCCUUUAUUCAAUAUUUAAUUGCCAAGGGUUAAACAAAAAACACUGUUGGUAUGGAAACUAUAUUAAAGCCUCUCGUAUCUGGAUUGCAAGCGCAGAGAUUUAUGGCGCCAAUAAACAUGCGAUGGCAAAAGAGAAACAUAUCCUGAAACAAUGGCGCGUCUUUAUUAGAAUUUUUUUAAUUGAUCAAACGUUCUUAAAUUUAGGAAGUUACACAGUCGGAUCCCAACCAACAGGAAUAAGCUAUCUGAGGUUGAGUAUUAUAUUUUGAAAUGGAUUUGGGGGGUGCGGAGCUGAGGCACUCCGGAUCCGCCUCCGCCAGAUCUUCAUCUUCCUCCUCUCCGUCUGCUGCCGCUGCCGCUGCCGCACAAUCUAAAGAAAAAGAAACACAAUCUCCUCAGGCCAAACAACAGCAGGACUUUAAAAUUAAAGGAUGGAAUUUCUCCUCUAUUUACCUUGGAAAAGAUGACAGGAUUUACAGGAAGAUUUCUAUAGUGUUGCUCUGUGCCGUUGUGCUUGCAGCAACCAUUUCCUUGCCUCCUGUCUGGAACCGCAUAAAUCCUCCUUAUUUGUGCAAGAAGGAAGGAAUUGUUCUCCAUUGUCCGCAUGUAAAAGAUACACCAUCUCUUUGGGAGAAUCCAUACUCUGCAACAACUUCAUGGAAGCCUUGUGCAGAAAGGAGAAUUUUUUUAUCGUCUCCACUACAGGAGAAUGAAACAAAUGGAUACAUACUUAUCCAUGCCGAGGGAGGCCUCAAUCAGCAACGAAUAUCUAUAUGCAAUGCAGUGGCAGUUGCCAAAAUAAUGAAUGUGACAUUGAUUCUACCUAUUUUAAAGCAAGAUCAGAUUUGGAAGGAUCAAACGAAGUUUGAGGAUGUUUUUGAUGUAGACCAUUUCAUUGACUACUUAAAGGAUGAUGUUCCAAUUGUAAGGGAUAUUCCUGCAUGGUUCCCUGAGAAGGAAGAAUUAUUUACUAGCAUUAGGCGUACUGUUAAAAAUAUUCCAAAGUAUGCUUCUGCAGACUUUUAUCUAGAUAAUGUACUUCCAAGGAUAAAUGAGAAGAAGAUCAUGGCGUUAAAGCCUUUUGUGGAUAGACUUGGAUAUGAUAAUGUUCCAGCAGAAAUAAAUCAAUUGAGGUGCAGAGUUAAUUAUCAUGCGUUGAAGUUUCUACCUGAAAUUGAAGAAAUGGCAGAAGUUUUGGCCUCAAGGAUGAGGAACCGUACAGAAGUGCAACAUCCUUACAUGGCUCUACAUCUGCGUUUUGAGAAGGGCAUGGUUGGCCUGUCAUUUUGUGAUUUUGUUGGAACAAGAGCUGAGAAGGCAAUGAUGGCUGCUUACAGGCAAAAAGAGUGGCCACGACGUUAUAAGAAUGGGUCCCACCUUUGGCAAUUAGCAUUGCAGAAACGUAAGGAAGGCCGGUGUCCACUUGAGCCAGGAGAAGUUGCAGUUAUCCUAAGAGCCAUGGGAUAUCCAAAGGAGACACAGAUUUAUGUUGCAUCAGGACAAGUAUAUGGUGGUCAGAAUCGCAUGGGACCCCUAAGAAAUAUGUUCCCUAAUUUGGUUACAAAGGAAGAGUUGACAUCAGAAGAGGAAUUAAAACCUUUUAGGAAGCAUAUUACGAGCCUUGCAGCCCUUGAUUUCCUUGUCUGCUUGAAGUCUGAUGUCUUUGUGAUGACACAUGGUGGAAACUUUGCUAAAUUGAUAAUCGGGGCUAGGCGGUAUAUGGGACACCGUUUGAAAUCUAUAAAACCUAAUAAAGGAGUUAUGUCGAGAGCUUUAGGGGAUCCUUUCUUAAGCUGGCCAGAAUUUGUGGAUGAUGUUGUUGUCACCCAUGAAACACGAACUGGGUUGCCAGAGUUGACCUUUCCUAAUUAUGAUAUUUGGGAAAACCCUUUAAGUCAUUGCAUGUGCAAAACAUAAAACUGGAAUAUUUUUGCGUAAGCAUGGUAUUCCAUUGUAAGAAUUUGCUCAUUUUUGUUAAGAGUAUUAGACAUCUUUGCAAGGUGUUUCUCUUCAGAGUGUUUGGUGGUAGGAUUUCAGUUCUUCUCUGCUCUCUGUAAAUAUUUCAAGCUGCUGCAUGAAAUCUUGUCUUGCAUUGGUAUCUUAGCAGAGUGAUUAAAUGAAUUUCACUUUCAGAGGCCUUACUUGACAGCCAGCUGUACUAAAUAUCUACAAGCAACCAGGGUCUGUAAUUUACCAACUUGUCAUCUAAUAUUGGUAAUUUGUAUGUUGUCUCUUGACUUUAUAGAAGCCAAUAUUUCUUGAUUUGAAUAUAGCUCAGUUUUGGGGAUGAAUGGAUGCUGGAGACAUGACAAUAUGUGGGGACACUCUAUACAUUUCAGAGGACAUUAUGGUCCCUAACAUGGGUGAUUAUGCUUUCUAAAACAACAAUGAAAUUUAUGAUUACCAAUUUGAAAUUGAUUAAUCUUUGGAAUAUUUUGAUAGUA